Peronospora farinosa is the source of this 3471-nucleotide messenger RNA. The record is from the annotation of a GenBank genome assembly. Lineage: Eukaryota; Oomycota; Peronosporomycetes; Peronosporales; Peronosporaceae.
AUGGCAUCGUCUGCUGCGUCCAUGGAGGAUCUAGAGAAACCCGUUGGCAGUGUCCAAGAUAAAUGGAAGCUUUUGCCGUAUUUCCUGCAGCUUCGUGGUCUUGUAAAGCAGCAUAUUGACUCGUUCAACUACUUUACAUCCGUCGACAUGCGUAACAUUGUCCGUGCACAGGCCAAUAACGUCGUACGUAGUGAUGCUGACCCUAAGUUUUUUCUACAAUACACAGACAUUCAACUGGGUGCCCCAUCUAUUGAUGAAGAGGCUUUUGUAAGCGCUAGCGUCACUCCGCAUCAAUGCCGUUUGCGUGACAGAACAUAUGCUGCGCCUGUAUACGUGAGUGUACGCUAUCGACGUGGCAAUAAGAUUGUGACCAAUAACAAGGUGUUGAUUGGUCGCAUACCUAUUAUGCUACGUAGUUCUCGCUGUGUGCUGGCGGAUAAAAGCGAAGCGGCACUGGCCAAGCUCAAAGAAUGUCCAUACGAUCCUGGAGGUUAUUUCAUCGUACGUGGCGUGGAAAAAGUAGUGCUUAUUCACGAACAGUUGUCUAAGAAUCGAGUCAUUAUUGAGGAAGAUGGCAAGCACAAUGUAUGUGCUAGUAUCACAAGUUCCACGCACGAACGCAAGUCAAGAACCAAUAUCUUUUUGAACAAGGGGCGGAUGUACUUAAAGUCUAACUCGUUUGGUAGUGACAUCCCUAUUGUCAUUGUUCUAAAAGGCAUGGGAGUGGAAGGUGACCAGGAGAUUGUGAGUCUCGUCGGCAGCGAGUCUGAUAUCUGUGACGCCAUGUCGGCCUCUUUUGAAGAAGCUUCAGAUUUGAAGGUCUUUACACAACAACAAGCGCUAGAGUAUAUUGGAUCCAAGAUGAAUGCGCUGACUAAGAUUGGUGCAAUGGGAGGACGAAAUCGUCGAGGCGAUGGACGCCCGCAGCAGGACCGCAGCUUGGUCGAUGCUGCGCGCUCAGCAUUGGCCAACUUGGUGCUCAAUCACGUGCCGUGCGACAACUUUAACUUCCGUCUUAAGAGUAUUUACGUGGCACAUAUUGUGCGUCGCAUUCUGUUCACAGAUAAGGAUCGCACACGGUUGGAUGACAAGGACUAUUACGGUAACAAGCGUCUCGAGCUGGCAGGUCAGCUGCUAUCUCUGCUUUUCGAGGAUUUGUUCAAGAGAUUUAACAGCGACCUGAAGCGUCAGGCUGAUAUGGUGUUAAGCAAGCCGAAUCGCGCAUCGGUGUUUGAUAUUAUCAAGUGUGUUCGUACGGACACAAUUACCCAAGGUUUCUACCACGCUUUGUCAACAGGUAACUGGACGCUGAAGCGUUUUCGUAUGGACCGAGCAGGUGUCACGCACGUGCUCUCGCGACUCUCGUACAUGUCGGCGCUGGGCAUGAUGACGCGUAUUUCGUCUCAAUUUGAGAAGACGCGUAAGGUUUCGGGUCCUCGUUCGUUGCAACCAUCACAGUGGGGUAUGCUGUGUCCUGCCGAUACUCCGGAAGGUGAAGCUUGUGGUCUUGUUAAGAACUUGGCAUUGCUGUGUCACGUGACUUCAGACGAAGAACCGGCUCCGAUUAAACGGCUAUGCUUUGACUUAGGUGUGACAGAUGUGUCUCUAAGUUCCGGUGAAGAAAUCAAUCAUGCAUCUAACUACCUCGUGAUGCUUAACGGUGUUAUCAUUGGUACACACGUGAAUCCGCGUGCUUUUGUCACGCGCCUGCGUCGUAUUCGACGUGCUGGUCUCAUAGGUGAGUUCGUGUCCGUCAUGAUCCACGACGUUCAACGAGUUGUGUACAUCGCUUCCGACGGUGGUCGUGUUUGCCGCCCGCUGCUACUUAUUGAUCCAGUGACGCACCGUACUCGGCUAACACAGCGACACCUUGACGAGCUACGUGCUGGAGUGCGCAACCUCAGUAGUCUUAUCGUGGAGGGUUGUGUUGAGUAUGUGGAUGUGAACGAGGAGAAUAAUUGUCUUGUAGCUUUGCACGAAAGUGAGAUUGGUGACCGGACGACUCAUUUGGAAAUUGACCCAGUGACGAUUCUAGGCGUUGUGUCGGGUCUUAUUCCGUAUCCUCACCACAAUCAGUCUCCGCGUAACACGUACCAGUGUGCUAUGGGAAAACAGGCAAUCGGCACUAUCGCCAUGAACCAGUUCGAGCGUAUUGACACACUGCUAUAUACAAUGGUGUACCCGCAAAUGCCCAUGGUAAAGACCCGCGUUUUGGAUCUUGUGAAUUUCGAUCACGUGCCGGCAGGACAAAACGCCAUCGUGGCUGUUAUGAGUUACUCUGGGUAUGAUAUUGAAGAUGCUAUCGUUCUUAACAAAGCCUCACUGGAUCGUGGCUUCGGACGUUGCAUGGUUUUUAAGAAGUACCAGACUAUGAUCAAGAAGUAUGCGAAUGGCUCUUACGAUCGCAUCGUGGGACCGCCGGAUUUUGACAGCUUAGCUGCUUCUGGUGGCGCUGGAAUGGGCUUCCGAAAUGCCAAGUACUCGUCGCUGGACGCGGACGGUAUUAGCCGUGUUGGUGGUAUCGUUCACAAUGGUGCGAUAAUGAUCAACAAGGAGCAGCCUACACAAUUCAACGACUCGGUAGAUGGUCGUGACCCGCUGGACGUUACAUACUCGCCUUCUCCAACCACGUAUAAGGGUCCCAUUCCAGCUUAUGUUGAUAAGGUUUUGUUGACGUCAUCUGAAGCAAACCAUUUUCUGGUGAAGGUGCUGAUUCGCCAGACGCGUAGACCUGAAAUUGGUGAUAAGUUCAGUAGUCGUCAUGGUCAGAAGGGUGUGUGCGGAACAAUUCGCAACCAAGAAGAUAUGCCGUUUAACGAUCAAGGUAUUUGCCCUGAUCUGAUUAUGAACCCUCACGGUUUCCCUAGUCGAAUGACUGUGGGUAAAAUGAUCGAGUUGAUUGCUGGCAAGGCUGGUGUGCUUACGGGCCGUCGGGCUUAUGGUACUGCCUUCGGCGAGAAGUACGGUUCAGCUGAUCACGUACUGGACUGCUCACGUGAACUUGUAAAAAACGGCUUUAACUACGCUGGCAAGGACUACUUGACAUCAGGUAUUACGGGCGAGCCGAUUCAAUGUUACAUCUUUAUGGGGCCUAUUUACUAUCAAAAGCUCAAGCAUAUGGUUAUGGACAAAAUGCACGCUCGGGCACGCGGCCCUCGUGCAGUCCUCACUCGCCAGCCGACCGAAGGUCGCUCACGUGAUGGUGGUUUGCGCCUUGGUGAAAUGGAACGCGAUUGUCUUAUCGGUUAUGGUGCUAGUAUGCUACUCAUGGAGCGACUCAUGCUGUCCAGUGAUGCAUUCAGCGCGGAUGUGUGCCAGGGCUGCCGCAUGCUAGGUUACGAAGGUUGGUGUCAGCACUGCAAGUCUGAAGAAAAGGUGGUAAGCAUCCGCAUCCCGUAUGCUUGCAAGUUGCUGUUCCAGGAGUUGCAGGCCAUGAACAUUGUGCCAAGACUGACACUCAAGGAGUACUAA